AUGAUAAUUAUUUUGCUACUUUUUUAUGUCCAAGCCGGACACAUUUACUCUGGUGGUCUCACCAUUACCAACCCUAUAGCCACUAAAGCUUUACAAUUUCGACUUCAAUUUGCUCUUGAGAAUGGAUUAGAUGCAGACGAGUAUCUCAAAAUUCAAUUCCCCUUCCCACUCAACAUUGGUUCCAUUCAGGCCAAACUAUAAACUAUUACAACUUCAUCUGAUGGAUAAUUUGGAGACUGGGAUCUGGGUUAAUUGGGAGAAGAUAAUACCAUUAAUUUUGAGGAUCUAGCAGACGCUUAAAGUCAAGGAAACACCGAUAACACCUAUUAUUUCACUUUUAAUCAAAUUAUCAGACCCAAAACUUGGUAUGUCAUUAUCCUCCACUCAAACAAUCCCAGUGUUCAAACACCAGGUUAUAAAAAUCCAGUUAAAUUCUGGAGUGUCUCCUCUAUGCAUUCCUAAUCUAUAGUUUAUGAUGAAAAUCCAGCAUUCGCUUAAAUGGCACUCUAAGCCUUGCCCCCUUAAUCCUUAAAAUUGGAUCUCUCCUAUGAACCAGCCAAAAUAGGCCUGUCUUAACUUGUUACUAUUACAAUUACACCAACUGUUUCUAUUGGUCAAAAGUCUUAAUUCAUCAUUGAAAUAGACUCUAACUAUUAAUUUUUGAUGAUGGAUGAAAUAACUGAAUGUGAAAUUUCCAGUGGUUGUUCUUGUACAAUAGCAUCAACUAAUAUAAUGAGUAUUCAAUGCAGUAUUGAUCUGGCAAAAGAAAAACUCUCAUCAACUAUUACUACAAAAAUUGAAAAUAGUAAAAUAUUAUUCAGUGCUACUUAAUCUACUCCCAUUACUGUCUACUCCAUAGUUGGAAAUGGCUAUCUUGAAUACGGUGUCAAGAAAGAUCAAAUUAAGCUUACCAAAUUGUCACUAACUGUCGAUAUUUUUUUACUUUGGGGCAUUCCUAUGGAUGAUCAAUUGAUAACUCUGUAUAAACCAGCCACUGGCUCUGUGGGUUAUCCAUUCAAUAGUGUGAAGGUUUAAUUCUCACUUAGUUCUCCUACUCCUGCCUCAGAACAACUGAUAACUAUUACCACAGGAGAUGCAGAUGCUGUCUUACAGGCAUCAAUAGCCCAUAAUUUAGGUUCAGCUGUAAAAUGCUAUUUCAGGAAAACUGAAUAAUAAAUCUACUGCAAACAUGUUACUUCUCUAAAAGACAAUUUCAAUUAUUUUGUGACAUUCAAAUGUGCAUUCACUUCAACAGCAACAUCCACAUAAACUAAUUUUGCAAGAGUAACGAUAAAAUCAGUUACAAGAGAUACAAAACCUUAUAAAACCUACGUAUUAGCUGGACCAACAGGUAAAAAUCUCAAAGUGCAAACAAGUUAGGAAUUUAUUGAUCCUGCUGCCUAAGGUCUAACCAAUUGGGGGUACAAUUUUGUAGCCUUUGGAGAUAGCACAGCAACAUUUGCAACAGCAUAUUCUAUUGGCAACACAAGAACCGUUGGUUUGAAGACUGGAUCACAGAGAAUCAUUUUCUAUCUCAAAGUAUUACCAAAUUAAAUGUGCUCAUCUUCAUAUUCCUAUUGCAGUGCAGGACAAUAACCAGAAUUAUUUAUGAAAGUGCUAUUUAAUAAAAAAAACAUCAAAUAUGAUGAAGCCACAGUCUCAUUAGAAUAAUCAAGUGCAUGUACCUAGUGUACUUCGUCAUUAAAAUAAUAUAAUGACAAUGAUGUUUAUUUAUCAAUGAAAUGCUCCAAGAAUUAUAACUCAUGUACUCAACUGCUCAACGGAGGCAAGGGAUUUGGUUUUAUUGCUGAAAUAUAAAAGUAUCCAUCCUUAUACCCUUCGGAUACUUUGUUAGACUUUAUAGUAGCAUUCUAUUAGGCUCCAACUGGUUCUUCAGAAUCAAUGGCUACUCUAGUGAGUUAAUAGUUAAUUCAUGGUUACGUCAUAGGGACAGACUCAAAAACAUUAUCUGCCUCAUAUGUGAAUUACAUCACAGCUGGAUCAGGAGCUGGUACGAUAACUGGAUAAAAUAAGGGUGAAAAAAUUCCGACAUUUCUACGAUUGCUAGGAUAGGUUACAUAAUCAAAUGAACAUGUUGGUAUAUUUUUGGACGGAUCUGUUGAAACUGUUCUGAUUGAUUCAAUGCAACUGCAAGAAGAGAAUGAUGAUCUAGGAACAUCUACAACUAGUAAGAAGUUAUGCUCUAUUGAUAAUUGUAUUUGGUAUGGUCACAGAGGAACUGGCACAACACAUACUUAUUCAGAUAUAUACAGUAAUCAAAGAAUGAUUUUGCUUAAAGAUUUUACAGGAUCAACAGCAUUUGAUUUGAUCGUUGGAUUACGUAAUUAUGGAAUCAAACCAGAAUCCAUUGUUGUAGGUUCAUUGUAAUUAAAUGCAGACACUAAUGGAUUUGAUGUGGUAUAUGCUGAAAGAAUAUUUGGAGGAGCAUGGUUUAUUAAUAAUAUGGCUACUGGUAGUACAUACUAUAAAAGUUUUGGAAUAUAGUUUCCAUCAAGCAAUUGGGAUAACAACAACGAUUGGAAUUCUUUAUUAGCUGGUGGCAAUGUGGUUGCCACCUAUAAAAUUAGUGAUAUCACAAAAAUUAAACCAGGUAGUACCAUAGAUCUUACCAUCUAAACAUCACAUACUGAUUCCAGUAAUUUAGUAACAGCAAAUAGUUUACAAUUAUGGGGAUGUGGGUUUUUGAUGUCAAAUGCCUUGAAUUUCACUCCAACUACCUGGUUGGGAGGUAAGUGCAUCAAGGCUUAAGACAUCAUAUUUUGUCCUUAUGACUAAGUUACUUAUAUUGAAGCAUCUGGGUCACUUACAGGAUCAUUUAUUGUACCCACGAAAUGGGGUGGUGGAACAGCGUUAUCUGAUUUUAAAUAUGCUUUUUCUAACAAUGUUGGCAAUAUGGUUGCUUUUUAGAAUGAGAUAUAAUCUAGUUAGAAUGAUGCAUUCAUCACGAGUUGCACAGUUACCGAUUGGGUACCGAUCUUUCCAAAUAGCAAAGUGUAAGAAUAGAGUAUCACAUUUAAAACAACAUUAAAUUACAAAUUUACCUUGAAUUAAAUAUUCUAUGUGAUUUUGGAAUUGAGUGCAUUACCAAAUGGGUUGAGCAUAGAUUCAUUUUGUAGUUAUUUCAAUAGACAUCUAUUUAUUGCAUGCAGUGUAAUAAGUAGUGGGAAUAUCAUAAAGUUUAAGUCUUAGAUCAUUGCUACGGAUGACAAUAGUGAUUAUUACUUAAUAUAGGAUUCGGUUUAGAUAGUAUUUUAUGUUUCUCAUUCUGGACUAGAUACAGAUGUGUAAUCAUUUUAAGCUAGAUUGACUAUCAAUACUGACACAAACAUAGUAGAGUAAUGUGCAACUGAUGGGGCAUUAAGUUUUUCAGAUUAGACUUUGUUGAAAAAUCUAAUGUUGGUUGAUUUCAAAUUAGAAAAUCAAUAUUAGAAUAGUAAAUCAGCUAUGCAGAUGAAAUUUUAGAUUAAUAACAGAGUCAAUCUGUAAUUUCACCAAUGCAUGCAAUUACAACUAGGAUUUAUGGCAUCUACAAAUUUGUAAUUGUUGUCUGCCUAAAAUCACAGAUGUUUAUUUUAUAAUGAUGAUGGAUCAUUGAAUCAUCAUUGGAAUUCAUUAAAAUAUGAUUCGUCCAAUAAGUAACUAGUCUUUGAAUUGAAAACCUUGUAUUAUUCUUCAGUGCAAAUGUACCAAAUUAAAUGCACUAAUAUCAGAAAUCCAGAUGGCACUAACACUGAAGAUCUGAUGUUGAUAUGGGCCUAUUAUGAUGCUUCCAUUGAUAACAAAUAUACAGGAUUACAAUCUGCAAACAUCGAAUACAGCUCAUUAAACUUCAUCUCUGAGAAAACUUACACAACGAUUCCUAAAUUGGUUAAGUUACUUAACGUGGCAGGUAUUGGAGCCUAUUAUUAAUUUCAAUUUACACCAUCAAGAACCAACAUGACUUAUAAUGAUCAAAUCUACAUAGAAUUAUCAGCAGGAUAAGUAGUUAGACCUCAGCAUCUCUUUUGUUCAAUCAAUGAAGUCAAUGUAGAGUGCACCAUGAACAAAAGAAGGAUCAUCUUAUUGCCAUAAUAAUAAUUCUAUUCUCGUAUGAACCCAAACAAAUUGUAUAAUAUAAGCAUCGGACCAAUCAUUUAACCAAAAUCUUUGGAUGGAUUUGGCAAGAUUUGGAUAGGAUCGCAAUUGGCAAACAACAAGGAGGUUUUUUCAGAACAAUCUUAUAUUAUUGAUAUACCAAUACAAACCACUCUGCCAGGGUUGUUGCCGUAUGCCAGUGUCUAGUUUUCUUAGUACAUUUCAAGAAUCAAUAAAGUCUAUUUAAAAGUGAACUUUACUGCUCCAAUCAGAACGAUAAACUUCGAUAAAUGUAUAGUAAUAUAAUUGGGAGAGGAGUUUAGAGUCCCUUAAAAAAGAGUGAGCAAUUUGACAAUAGAAUGCAGAUUGUAUCGACUGAAUGAUAAUACUAAAACUAAUUAUACCAGUUCUUGUAUAUUUAUGCGAGAAGAACUAAUUAAGAUCAAUCUGAUCUAUGAUCCAGUCAAUUCAAGGUAAUAGUAAUAAUAUCAAUUGGAAAUCCGAUCAUUGAUCACUCCUGACUUGGUGUCAUUGAAUACCCUAUAACAAUAUUUCCCAUUUGAAGUGCAAUUCUUUAUUACUGACUUGAAUAUGCAAACGAUCAACUACAUUGCUCCACCUUGCAUCUAGUAUUUGCCUAAUCCAUUAGUGUUCAAAUAACAAGAUAAUCAGUAACAAUUCUAGUGGUACAUCUACAAUAAACAGGAAAACUCAUAUGAAAAGUUGAUUCCGUUGAUUGGACAGACUCAAUAUCCCACUUUCACUAUCUACAAAGGAGUUGUCGAAUAAGACAUUUAUUUGUUUCUGGGUUUGAACACUCAGCAAACCUAAUUUGAUAGACAAGUCAACAUAAGUAUAACUUAGAAUACUAUAAACAUUUUCGGUACAAAUGAAGUAGUGUCCAAUAUUUAUAAAUAUAAUAAUUUGGGAAUCAAUUACAUAUAAUUGGUAGAUCCAAAUUUGGAAGAGGAUGUCACCAAAGAAACAUAUUAGAUCACUAAGUUACUCACUAACACCAUGACUAUAGAGAUAGGAGACUAUGGAUAUUAUUUCCAUAUAUCUUCCAAACAAGACGUAGGAAGUGGGAUUUAUUAUCUGAAUUUCGACAGAGAGAUUACUGAUAAGAGAACCACUAAAAAGGAGACCAUCAGUGUUGAAGGUUACUCAAUCAUAGACUAUUAUUCCAUAAUACCUACAAUAGCAUUGUAAAUUGACACCUAAAAGCAAUGUCACAUAUUUGUCAGCAUCUCAAGUGACAAAAUACCCUUAGAAGGCAAAUCAUAACCAAUCUAUUUCCAAACAACCUGUAUUCCAACCUCAGAACUUUACAUCCAACCUAUAGUGAAGGAUCCCAUUAUCACUCCUGCACCUAUUAUAAUGAGUAUUAAACAGCUUCAACAAUUCUAUUCUGGCAAUCCACGAGAACAAUUAAGUUAUUAUAUGCAAUUGGAAGCCUCCAGUCAAGGAUCAAUUGGGGAUGAAAUCAGUGUGACAUUCUAAUUAACAGGAUAAGAAGCCAACAUUUUCUCAAUUGAUUCCAUUUCCUUAUUAGUUAUUAAGAAUAGCAAUACUGAGGAGUUAGUGGUUAAUUCUAUUAUCGAUGCUAAUUCAACAUAAAUUACAGUCAAUUGUUCAAUGGAUGGAUAACUAUUAUGGUCUAUAUGUCCAAAGAGUGCUCUCACUAACACCUUCAAUAUCUAGAGGAACAGACAAAUUAUAAUUGCAGAUUACUCCAUUGAUGUCAAUUUAUACAAAUAUAGAUUGUAUCAAUAUCUAAAUCCAUUGAAUUAAUAUCUAUAGUAUUAUAAACAAAAGGAAAGUACUGUGUCACCUACUUAUCAAUCUUCUUUGUACUCUAGAUAAAUACUAUACGGAAUCAUAGGGGAAGACAAAGUUAAUUACAUGUCUAGUAUUCUGAAGAAUUCAAAUAAAGUCAUCAAACUAAAUAAAGUAGAACAAGAUAUGCAAAUAUAAAUUGCUUGUAAAAAUCAAUAUGGCAAGAUUUCUAGUAUAAAAACUCACGAUUUAUCUAAAUCCAAUAAUAUAAUAACGAGAAAUCAUUCUCUCGUCAUUAUGCAAUUCUCAAGGUAAAUUUCUAUUAAUCAGGUGAACAAUCUCAUAUGUAGUAUCAAAGAAUUGCUACUAUUCAACAUCCAUCAUGUUACAGAUGUACAAUGUCAAAUCUGUAAUCCUAAUCUACUGUAUUACAAUAAGAAAUCAUGGUCUGAUGUCCUUAGUUUAAAUGAAUCCUAUGAGGGAAUCGCAAACACGACUUUGGUUGAAUCCACUUCAAAUAUCAACUAUUAUUUCUAUUUAAAUAAUUAUCUAACAUCACAGAACAUAGAUGUAAUAGCUAAGACAUAUUAAUUCAUCAGUAAAUUAGCUAAUGAUACAACGGCUAUUUAAAAACUUGCCAAGAAAAUAACGAAUACGACUGCAGAUCCAGAAAUAUCAUAUUUGCUUCGUUUUAUUACGAUUGUCAAUUACACCGAAGCUAGUUAUUCAGCUGCAUAAAAUUAAAUUACUCUUACAGCCAAUAUGACAUAGAAUUAUAUCAACAUUAGUAUUACCAAUAAUAACAAAAACACGCUUGUGUUUAUUGGAAUUCAAAAAUUCAUCUCGCAAUUAGAUUUUUCAUCUCCCAUCAAUUUAAGACGUGGUAUCACAGGAAAUGGAAUUAAAUUAGAAUAAUUUAUUCUACUUCAAAAUGCAGAAUCGACUUAUCAAUUCAGUGUACAACCUUACAAUAGUACUUCAUUCAAAUACUUUUUAUAAUGGUCAAGUUCACCUAUUUAGGCUAACUGUCUUUCACAAUAGUAUCAAGACACAUAACUAUUAAUUCUAGAGUACAAUCAACCAGCACAGUCUUAUGCACCUUUAAUCAGUAUUUUAAUAUUCAUUACGUGCAUAUUAUAAUGA
Molecule: messenger RNA, 7014 nt
Organism: Paramecium tetraurelia
Lineage: Eukaryota; Ciliophora; Oligohymenophorea; Peniculida; Parameciidae
Exons: 1
Source: RefSeq, a predicted model, not a curated record